Myzus persicae (green peach aphid) is the source of this 1515-nucleotide messenger RNA. Its product is annotated as cuticle protein-like. Lineage: Eukaryota; Metazoa; Arthropoda; Insecta; Hemiptera; Aphididae. The record is from RefSeq and is a predicted model, not a curated record. The transcript is spliced from 3 exons. Bases 117 to 1442 code for a protein of 441 amino acids. Gene Ontology annotation, cellular component: extracellular matrix.
CUGGUAUACGAGUAGGUAUAUAAGCCCGACUGCCAGCCGUUAGAACUUUACAUUCAGUCAAAACGUUCAGUGACUUCAACGCGCUCAACGACCCAAAAAAAUCUUAUUUAUUCGCCAUGGCAUUCCAAACCGUCGCCGUCUUCGCCUGCGUGCUCGCCGCCGCACUCGCCGCCCCAGCCUACCCGACACCAGCUGCUUACCCAGCACCGGCCGCCGCCUACCCAGCACCCGCUGCAUACCCAGCACCAGCUUACUCCGCACCCAAGUCUUACGCCCCAGAACCCGCCUACGCCCCAGCCCCGUACAACUUCGAAUACAGCGUGCACGACGAUGCCACAUACGACAUCAAAAGCCAGUCCGAAUACAGCGACGGCAACGGUUACGUCAAGGGAUCCUACAGCCUGGUCGAGCCCGAUGGCACCAAGAGAAUCGUCGAAUACACCGCUGACGACUACAACGGUUUCGUCGCCGAAGUGAAGAAAGAAGGCACACCGUCUUACAGCUCCGCCCCGGCCUACAAGCCAGCGUACAAGGCCCCAGCCUACCCAGCGGCCCCAGCCUACCCAUCGGCCCCGGCUUACCCAGCAGCUGCCCCAGCCUACAAGCCAGCUUACUCCGCCCCGGCUUACUCCGCACCAGCCUACUCUGCACCAGCUUACUCCGCACCAGCUUACUCCGCACCAGCUCCAGCUUACGGAUACUCCACCCCCGCCCCAGCUUACGGAUACUCCACCGCCGCCCCGGCUUACGGACACGCCGCUCCAGCAUACAAACAAUCUUAUGCCGCCCCAGCAUACAACGCCGCCCCAGCCUACCCGACACCAGCUGCUUACCCAGCACCGGCCGCCGCCUACCCAGCACCCGCUGCAUACCCAGCACCAGCUUACUCCGCACCCAAGUCUUACGCCCCAGAACCCGCCUACGCCCCAGCCCCGUACAACUUCGAAUACAGCGUGCACGACGAUGCCACAUACGACAUCAAAAGCCAGUCCGAAUACAGCGACGGCAACGGUUACGUCAAGGGAUCCUACAGCCUGGUCGAGCCCGAUGGCACCAAGAGAAUCGUCGAAUACACCGCUGACGACUACAACGGUUUCGUCGCCGAAGUGAAGAAAGAAGGCACACCGUCUUACAGCUCCGCCCCGGCCUACAAGCCAGCGUACAAGGCCCCAGCCUACCCAGCGGCCCCAGCCUACCCAUCGGCCCCGGCUUACCCAGCAGCUGCCCCAGCCUACAAGCCAGCUUACUCCGCCCCAGCUUACUCUGCACCGGCUUACUCUGCACCAGCUUACUCCGCACCAGCUUACUCCGCACCAGCUCCAGCUUACGGAUACUCCACCCCCGCCCCAGCUUACGGAUACUCCACCGCCGCCCCGGCUUACGGACACGCCGCUCCAGCAUACAAACAAUCUUAUGCCGCCCCAGCAUACAAACAAUACUAAUUUAUAAUAAAUUCUAGAAACAAAUAAUUUAUUAUAUUAUUAUGUAAAUAAAAUAUCGAAUUGCCAAUACAAA